Clarias gariepinus (North African catfish) is the source of this 947-nucleotide messenger RNA. RefSeq names its product claudin 1 (gene cldn1). NCBI's taxonomy places the organism in Eukaryota, Metazoa, Chordata, Actinopteri, Siluriformes, Clariidae. The coding region runs from base 133 to 771 and encodes 212 amino acids. Gene Ontology annotation, cellular component: bicellular tight junction; plasma membrane. Gene Ontology annotation, biological process: cell adhesion; bicellular tight junction assembly. The record is from RefSeq and is a predicted model, not a curated record. Gene Ontology annotation, molecular function: structural molecule activity. The transcript has 4 exons.
UCCAGGUGAAGCUUCUCUCCUGAACUGCAGCUGACAGCUCUCUCUCUCUCUCUCUCUUUCUUUAUCUCUCGCUCUUUUUUCUUUUCCAUCUAUCAGGAAUACCACCCAGUUGUUCCUCAUCCAACAGCAGACAUGGCCAGUGGAGGGAUGCAGCUUCUCGGCUUCACUCUGGCGUUUUUAGGGAUGGUGGGCUUGAUCAUCGCCACCACCAUGGCGGAGUGGAAGAUGUCGUCUUACGCAGGGGACAACAUUAUAACAGCUCAGGCCUUGUACGAGGGACUGUGGCAGACCUGUGUGUACCAGAGCACAGGCCAGUUACAGUGCAAAGUCUAUGACUCACUCCUACAGCUGCCCAAGGAGGUCCAGGCAGCUCGAGGGUUCAUGCUGACGGGGAUCCUGCUGUGUGGCAUCGCCGUUCUGGUGUCGUCGGUGGGCAUGAAGUGCACAAGGUGUCUGGAGGAAGACGUGGAUCUCAAGAACAAAGUGGCCAUGGCUGGAGGAGGGUUGUUCAUCUUUGCAGGUGUCUGUGCUUUUGUUGCUACCAUCUGGUACGGAGAUAACGUCAGACGGAAGUUCUUCGACCCCUUCACCCCAACUAAUUCAAGGUACGAGUUCGGUAAGGCUCUGUAUAUUGGCUGGGGUGCGUGUUCUCUCGCGGUGAUCGGCGGCAGCUUGCUGUGCUGUACCUGUGGCCAGAAGACUUCAGCAGGCACAGGACCUCGUUACCCAGCGGGCAAUCCCAAACAACCCUCACAGCCCGGCUACGUCUAACACUCUGCUCUGUCCAUACACUCAGGCUACAUCCAGGUCCAAGCUAAAACAAAGAGUUACAGAACAAAUCAUCAAAGCCACCAGAUUCCUUUUUCUUUUAUGUAUUGCAAAAUUACAAUUGUAAUAUUUCUUCACUCAGAUCAGUUUUUUUUAAUUAUUUCUGAUUAAAUAAUGCA